Acanthaster planci (crown-of-thorns starfish) is the source of this 1666-nucleotide messenger RNA. RefSeq names its product ALG9 alpha-1,2-mannosyltransferase (gene alg9). Gene Ontology annotation, cellular component: endoplasmic reticulum membrane. Gene Ontology annotation, molecular function: alpha-1,2-mannosyltransferase activity. Gene Ontology annotation, biological process: protein N-linked glycosylation. Lineage: Eukaryota; Metazoa; Echinodermata; Asteroidea; Valvatida; Acanthasteridae. The record is from RefSeq and is a predicted model, not a curated record.
UGGUCACGUCGGAUCGUGUUUUGCCGAGGAGUUGCAUGCUACAAAAUUAUCGACACAAGCCUAAUACCGGAAGUGUUGGUGCCGGAAGAAAUGAAGUCGGUUAGUUCCAGAGGAAAAGUGCGGCACGUGGCAUCCAAGAAGGAUCCCAAGGUUGCUGAAAUGCGUGAAAAUGUUGCUCGGCAUGCCAGGGUACCAGUUGAGCAUGCCGACAGCCUCCAGUGUUGGACUCCUCAGGCCUCCACGGCCCUCAAGAUCCUCAUCUCGGCCCGUUUCUGCUCCGCCCUCCUCAGUAACAUAUCCGACUGUGACGAGACCUUCAACUACUGGGAACCGACCCAUUACCUGAUCUACGGAGAGGGCUUUCAAACCUGGGAGUACUCCCCGGCCUAUGCACUCCGCUCCUAUGCGUAUCUCUUCCUGCAUGCCUUACCCGGUAGACUUCACUCCCAUCUCCUGGCUGCCAACAAGAUCCUGGUUUUCUACUUCACUCGGUGCCUGCUGGGGCUCUCCUGUGCAUUAUGUGAGCUCUACUUCUACAGGGGUGUAUGCAAGAAUUUUGGAGCAAGUGUCGGACGUCUAACUCUGUGCUUUUCACUCUUCAGCACGGGCAUGUUCAUAUCGAGUGCAGCAUUUCUACCAAGCAGUUUUUCCAUGUACAUGACCAUGGUGUCCAUGGCUGGAUGGUAUCUUGGCAACUAUCCAGUUGCGAUAAUGGGCACAGCCAUCAGCGCAUUUGUGGGAUGGCCUUUUGCUGGAGCGUUAGGAAUCCCUAUCGCAAUUGAUAUUGUCCUUCGAGAGAAGAGAGUCGCUUUAUUCAUCAAGUGGUGUGUGGCAGCAUGUGUCUUAGUCUUGUUGCCCUUGGUGUUGAUCGAUUCUCAGAUGUUUGGCAAGCUUGUGAUUGCGCCGCUCAACAUCGUCAUGUACAACGUGUUCACUGAUCACGGAGCCAAUCUGUACGGCACUGAGCCUUUCAGUUUCUAUUUCAUCAACGGAUUCCUGAAUUUCAAUGUUGCCUUUUUCAUGGCUCUGGUUGCUCUUCCCUUUUCAUUUGCGGUCAACUGGUACGUGAAGGGACGUCCGGGAACCAGCCUAGAGCCCCUUCCUCAUUGGCUCACGCUCCUACCCAUGUACCUGUGGGUUCUUGUCUUUUUCGGCCAAGCACACAAGGAGGAGAGGUUUUUGUUUCCCAUCUAUCCUUUCUUCAGUCUGGCCGCAGCCAUCACCAUGUCCUCUCUGCAGAAAUUGUACCACCGCAUCUUCACCCCCUACAGACUUCACCACUACACUUGGUCAUCCAAUUGGCUGGCAGCAGUCGUGGCCGUCGUAUUCACUGUCUUGUCGCUGUCACGGUCGGCUGCACUCUUCUUCGGUUACCACACCCCAAUGGAUGUCUACCCUCUGCUUGGUAGCAUAGCAGACAAUAGAGAGAUCCACACAUUACCCCCGGACCGACCAGUCAACGUCUGCAUUGGGAAAGAAUGGUAUCGCUUUCCAAAUAGCUUCUUCUUGCCAGAAAAGAUUUGGGGGUUGUUCUUUUCAGUUGGAGGUUACAGUUCAUCGAGUCAGAGUUCAGAGGGCAACUUCCAAAGCCCUACGCAGCUGGGAAUGAUGCUACCAAGGUGAUACCCACCGAUAUGAAUGAAUUCAACCUGGAAGAGACAUCAAG